Messenger RNA from Miscanthus lutarioriparius, 789 nucleotides. NCBI's taxonomy places the organism in Eukaryota, Viridiplantae, Streptophyta, Magnoliopsida, Poales, Poaceae. The record is from the annotation of a GenBank genome assembly.
AUGACGCAGUACGUCCCGGCGCUACGUUACUACAGCGGCGGCGGCAUAUCCAUCAUGUCCACCGUCUACGGGUCCUCGGAGUGCUACUUCGGCCUCAACCUCCAGCCGAUGUCCGGCGGCGACGCGGCCGAGGCGUCCUACACCAUCAUGCCCAACAUGGCCUACUUCGAGUUCCUGCCCACGGACGUCGCAGACGACGCCACGGCGGCGAGCCAGCUCGUGGAGCGCGCCCGCGUGGAGUCCGGCCGCGAGUACGAGCUGGUGGUGACCACCUACGGCGGGCUGUACCGGUACCGCGUCGGCGACGUCCUCCGCGUGUCGGGGUUCCACAACGCGGCGCUGGAGUUCCGGUUCCUGCGCCGCCGCAACGUGCUGCUGUCCGUGGACGUCGAGAGGACCGACGAGGCAGAGCUGCAGCGCGUCGGCCGCGCGGCGCGGGCGUGGCGGACUACACCACCCGGACCCACCGCCGCCGCAGGGACGACGUCGACGGGCGUGGUAGUGGACGGCGGCGACGUGCUGGGCCGGUGCUGCUUGGAGAUGGAGGAGGCGCUGAGCUACUCGUACCGCGAGGGACGGGUGGGGACUGGCUCCAUCGGCGCGCUGGAGAUCCGGGUGGUCCGGCCGGGCACGUUCGAGGAGGUGGCCGACUACGCCGUCGUCUCCCGCGGCGCCUCCGUCGGGAAGUACAAGGUGCCCCGGUGCGUGGCCAUCGUCGAGCUGCUCGACUCGCGCGUCGUGUCGAGCCACUUGCUUUGGCACUGGGACUCUGCUGCUCUGCGGUUUUGA